AACCAGCAAAGCGUUGUGGAUUUUGCCUGCCUCCCUCCUGCAUCUGAGCUCCAUCUCCACCGGCAACAUGAGCCGCCAAUUCACCUGCAAGUCAGGAGCUGCCACCAAGGGGGGCUUCAGCGGCUACUCGGCAGUGCUCUCAGGGGGUGGCUCGUCCUCCUACCGGGCAGGGGGCAAAGGGGGCUUCAGCAGCCGGAGCCUCUUCAGCCUGGGGGGCACCCGGAACUUCUCCUUCAAUGUGGCCAGUGGCAGCGGGAAGAAUGGAGGUUAUGGGUUUGGCCGGGGCCGGGCCAGUGGCUUUGCUGGCAGCAUGUUUGGCAGUGUGGCUCUAGGGGCUGUGUGCCCCACUGUGUGCCCACCUGGAGGCAUCCACCAGGUCACCGUCAAUGAGAGCCUCCUGGCCCCCCUCAACGUGGAGCUGGACCCCGAGAUCCAGAAGGUGCGCGCCCAGGAACGGGAGCAGAUCAAGGCUCUGAACAACAAGUUCGCCUCCUUCAUUGACAAGGUGCGGUUCCUGGAGCAGCAGAACCAGGUGCUGGAGACCAAGUGGGAGCUGCUGCAGCAGCUGGACCUGAGCAACUGCAAGAACAACCUGGAGCCCAUCCUCGAGGGCUACAUCAGCAACAUGCGCAAGCAGCUGGAGACGCUGUCCGCGGACAGGGUGAGGCUGGACUCGGAGCUGAGGAGCGUGCGAGACGUGGUGGAGGACAACAAGAAGAGGUUUGAGGACGAAAUUAACAAGCGGACAGCUGCCGAGAAUGAGUUUGUGCUGCUCAAGAAGGAUGUGGAUGCGGCUUAUGCCAAUAAGGUGGAGCUGCAGGCCAAGGUGGACUCCAUGGAGAAUGAGAUCAAGUUCCUCAGGUGUCUCUUUGAAGCUGAGAUCGCUCAGAUCCAGUCCCACAUCAGUGACAUGUCCGUCAUCCUGUCCAUGGACAACAACCGCAACCUGGACCUGGACAGCAUCAUUGACGAGGUCCGUGCCCAGUACGAGGAGAUCGCCCUGAAGAGCAAGGCCGAGGCCGAGGCGCUGUACCAGACCAAGUUCCAGGAGCUGCAGCUGGCCGCUGGCCGACACGGGGACGACCUCAAAAACACCAAGAAUGAAAUCUCAGAGCUCACCCGGCUCAUCCAGAGAAUCCGCUCAGAGAUUGAGAACGUGAAGAAGCAGGCAUCCAACCUGGAGACGGCCAUCGCCGAUGCCGAGCAGCGGGGAGACAACGCCCUCAAGGACGCCCGGGCCAAGCUGGAUGAGCUGGAGGCCGCCCUGCACCAGGCCAAGGAGGAGCUGGCGCGGAUGCUGCGCGAGUACCAGGAGCUCCUGAGCCUGAAGCUGGCCCUGGACAUGGAGAUCGCCACCUACAGGAAGCUGCUGGAGGGCGAGGAGUGCAGGAUGUCAGGAGAAUUCCCCUCCCCUGUCAGCAUCUCCAUCAUCAGCAGCACCAGUGGCAGCAGCGGCUACGGCUUUCGGCCCAGCACGGUCAGCGGUGGCUACGUGGCCAACAGCAGCAGCUGCAUCUCUGGAGUGUGCAGUGUCCGUGGUGGGGAGGGCAGGAGCCGGGGCAGUGCCAGCGACUACAAGGAUACCCUGGGGAAGGGCUCCAGCCUGAGUGUGCCCUCCAAGAAAGCCAGUCGGUAGAGAGGGCUGCACCGUGGCCCUCCCCGCAUGCCGCGGCUCUGGCUCCCACUCUGUGCCCCACCCGCAGCCCACUGUCAGCUCCGCCUCCACCCUGCUGGUCCUGCUCCCACACACCUGCACUGGUCUUGGCCACCCGCUCUCCCAGCCUGUGUCUUCCUGAGCCUGGACAGGCCUGAUGCCCAAGCUUGGUGAAACUCCUCCCUGCACACUCUGGUCAGUCACUCCUUGGCUGUGGUCCCAGCCACACCACCAGCCGUGUUCCUGGCUCCCAGCCUCCCUCCUCUGCCCGGCCUCCGGCUCAGCGCUAACUACUCUGCUUGGCUCCCGGGGCCUUUGUCUCAGCGCCUGCCUGUGCUGGGAGCUGGCUCUGCGUGCAAGAAAAGGACGACUGAAGGACAAACAACCGAGCGUGGCCCAGUCCCCAUCCUACCCUGGCUCAGUCUCACAGCUCAUUCUGAGGGGGCCAAGCACAAGUCAAGGUCUCUCUCUUCACUCUCCUGCACCCACAGUAGAGAAGAGGCACGGCUCACUUCUCCCCUGUUCUUCAAGGUCCCCCCUGUUGCAUCCUCAAUAAACAGCACGAUCU
This is a messenger RNA of Lemur catta (Ring-tailed lemur), 2222 nucleotides long. It is a transcript of the gene KRT71, whose product is annotated as keratin 71. NCBI's taxonomy places the organism in Eukaryota, Metazoa, Chordata, Mammalia, Primates, Lemuridae. The transcript is spliced from 9 exons. The record is from RefSeq and is a predicted model, not a curated record. Gene Ontology annotation, molecular function: structural constituent of skin epidermis. Bases 68 to 1636 code for a protein of 522 amino acids. Gene Ontology annotation, biological process: keratinization; intermediate filament organization. Gene Ontology annotation, cellular component: keratin filament.